AUGCCUCUCGACAUAGAGCUAGACCUGAUUGUGCCACAAACAGUCCUUCACACCGCUAUUGUAUCUACUAUGGUCCGUGUUGCGACGACUUUUCCGUGGACUGCAGGGCAGGUCGUCAAGACGAGCCCUCGGCUCAGUAAUACGCCAAGCUCCAGGAUACAACCUUUAGAAUCGGGUCUGAGGUUGACAGUCAAGGACGAUAGAAAUGACACACAGCUGCCCACUUUCGCACAAAUGCAGGAGGCCGGCUAUCCCAUGUCGAUGCUGGACGAGUCUGUCUGGCGCCUUGUCCGACUCUGCCUGGCGCCUUGUCCGACUAUAGCAUCAUCAGCCUUUGGUCCUUCGAAGACUUCUGGCAUUGGCGAUGAUCCAGCGCCUGUAAUGUUGGUACAGCUUGGUAUCAUCAGAGAUGGACUAGUACUCUGUAUCAGUCUGCAGCACAACGUUUGCGACAUGAUGGGUCAAGCUGCAGUUAUGGGCUGGUUAUCGAAGGCGUGUCGCAAAGAGGAAUUCACGCGAGAAGAGCUGAACAUCGGGAAUGCGGAUCAAAGGAUAGCCAUGUCUUCGUUGAGCGAUGAGGCUGUCAGUGUGCAAAACGAUCUUAAGCAUUAA
Molecule: messenger RNA, 612 nt
Organism: Parastagonospora nodorum SN15
Lineage: Eukaryota; Fungi; Ascomycota; Dothideomycetes; Pleosporales; Phaeosphaeriaceae
Exons: 2
Coding region: 1-612 (203 amino acids)
Source: RefSeq, a predicted model, not a curated record